Gamsiella multidivaricata is the source of this 505-nucleotide messenger RNA. RefSeq lists its product as uncharacterized. Bases 1 to 489 code for a protein of 162 amino acids. The record is from RefSeq and is a predicted model, not a curated record. The transcript has 6 exons. NCBI's taxonomy places the organism in Eukaryota, Fungi, Mortierellomycota, Mortierellomycetes, Mortierellales, Mortierellaceae.
AUGUGUGAUACAAAUGAUUUUUGGAAAGAAGACUCUGGCUCAGUGGUUCAGGAACCAGACCGUCGAUCGAACUGGGGAAGCCCUCCCAUCACUACUCUCAAGCCUGGACUCAGCCGAAAUCAUUGCGGUCUAUUCCAUCCGCAACAAGGUCCGUCGCAGUCAACAGGAGUUCGUUGUGGUUAUGGUUGGCCAUUCAUAUUUUUGCACCUGCCUCUUGCUGCAAAACACGGGGAUUGUGUGCAGGCGCUUCUUUUGCGUGACGCAAGGGGACAGCAGGCGCAGUCUCGUUCUCAAGCGCUGGUUCAAGGAGCAGUGGCAGGAUCUGGAAGGUUUCGAGACGAAAGGUCACCCCGCCAGCACUUGUACGAGGAGUGUGCACACCUUGUUCUCUACAGAAUCCUCGACACCGCAGCCAAGGAAGGAGGAGCGACUGAGGAAGAAGCGCAUCAGCGAGAUGUCGCAACUAUCCAAAGAAUUCCAUCCCGCUGAAACAGACCUUGAACAA